Messenger RNA from Poecilia latipinna (sailfin molly), 1255 nucleotides. RefSeq names its product carbonic anhydrase IV a (gene ca4a). The coding region runs from base 98 to 1093 and encodes 331 amino acids. Gene Ontology annotation, molecular function: zinc ion binding; carbonate dehydratase activity. Gene Ontology annotation, cellular component: plasma membrane. NCBI's taxonomy places the organism in Eukaryota, Metazoa, Chordata, Actinopteri, Cyprinodontiformes, Poeciliidae. The transcript has 8 exons. The record is from RefSeq and is a predicted model, not a curated record.
GCCAUACCCGAAAAGGAGGAGGCGCCACGCGUUCUUCCUUUCCUUUGGUUGUGUGCUGAUAGAUAAGUAUAAGGAUCCCCACCGCCCGCCCUGAGGAAUGCGAUCACAUCGGAGGGAAUCGAGUCAUUGUGUCGCUUUCUCUCGGCUCAUUCAGAGACGCUCCAACAUGCAGCAGCUGCUGAUCCUUCCCGUUCUGCUGGCAUCCUUCUGCACGGUGUGCGCCGGAGCAGGAGGCUGGUGCUACUACAGCCAGUCAACCUGCGAUCAUCCGUGCAGCGUACCAGAGAAGUGGCCCGGCGGCUACAUGGACUGUGGAGGAAAAUCCCAGUCACCCAUCAAUAUCGUCACCAGGAAGACGGUGAAAGAUGAGCGCCUGACUCCUAUUGAGUUCAAAAACUACCAGCAGACCUUCAAAAAUUCUAUCACCAACAACGGCCACUCGGUAAAAGUCAACAUUCCUAUAACCUGCACCAUCUCGGGCGGAGACCUGUCGACCACAUACAAGGCCGUGCAGUUUCACCUGCACUGGGGUAAAGAUGGCGGGCCCGGCUCUGAACACACCGUCGACGGGGAGCAGUACCCCAUGGAGUUGCAUAUCGUUCACAUGAAGAGCAAUUAUGCUGACCUGGCAACAGCCCUGCGAGAUCCAAACGGGGUCGCAGUUCUUGGGUUUUUCUAUGAGGUGUCCAAGAGUCCAAACCGAAUGUACGACACCAUCAUUAGUGGGGUGGAAAGUGUCGCAUCCAAAAAUGUGAGCUUCUCUCUGCCCUCCAUCUCCCUGGCACAGCUGAUCCCUCCUGAGCAGAAACUGACUUCCUACUACCGCUACAAGGGUUCCCUGACCACCCCGCCGUGUUCUGAGUCUGUGGUCUGGACUGUGUUCGAAACCCCUAUCCCUCUGAGCAUGGACCAGAUGAAAGCUUUCUCCAAGGUCCAGUUCUACGACGGCAAGUCGAUGGCGAACAACUUCAGGCCUGUCCAGCCCCUCAACGGCCGGCUGGUGUACCGCUCAGCAGGCGCCACGCUCUGGGUCAGCUCAGCCCUCCUUGCUGCUGCCCUCACAACGGCACUGGGGCUGUCCCAGCCCAACUAACAAGCGAGUCGUCCCAUGCUGCACUGCGACAUUGAUAAGACCCAACAGAUCUGCGCCGGUCCUCAGCUGAGACUCCAACGUAGUUCUGACGUGUUUGCAAAAAGACAAUGGACCACGUCGUAGUGUAGGGAUUGCUCAAAUGGUGUUUCCCCCCUUGUGACC